UCUUCAGGUUGUUAAAUAUUCCAUGAAACGAAAACUAAUGAGCUCGACUUAUGCAUUUUCUCGUGCAAUUUUGUCUUUGAACUCAGAGGGACGCUGUUGACCAAUGUGUGUCAGUUUUGAAGCUGUUUUAUACUCGCACCUCCCAUCGGUUUCAUUUGUUAUAGCGAGAUGUAGAAAUGGAGAUGGAAUAAAGUACUCGGGCGUACGUUCUGCGGAGCUCAAAUACCCUGGACAACGGGAGAGUUUUUUUGUCGUUUCUGAAAGGAUUCUCUGCAUUUUUUUUUUACAACAAAUUUAUGAAAACAAAACGUAAAAGGACACCAAACGCAUUACAGGAGGACUCGCUACCGCCACAAUGUCGGACGGAACAAUGAGACGGCAAGUGCUGUUGUUUAUCUUGGUUCUGUCUGUCAGCUCAGCCCUCGGACAGGUCAGCUACUCAGUCCCCGAAGAAAUGGCGACAGGCUCAUUUGUUGGUAAUGUGGCUCAGGAUUUAGGCUUAGAUAUCAAAAGACUUAAAUCCGGCAAGGCUCGUGUUUUUACUAGAGACAGUACCGCAUAUAUUGAGCUCAACAGAGAAAAGGGAAUUCUACUCAUCAAAGAAAGGAUAGACAGAGAAGCGCUUUGUGGAGAAAUGACGCCCUGUGCUUUGCAUUUUCAGAUUUUACUGGAAGAUCCGAUGGAAUUUUACAGCGUCACUGUGGAAAUCACAGAUGUAAAUGAUAACCCUCCCACAUUUGUCACCAGCGAUGUGCAACUUAAUAUAAGCGAAUCUGCGCUCAUCGGUGCAUCAUUCACUUUAGACAGGGCGACCGAUCUUGAUGUAGGUAGGAACGGUUUAAAAACAUAUGUGCUAAAACCAAAUGAUGUUUUUUCUGUUAAAAUGAACAGUCAAGGAGACGGCGGUAAGAGUGUUGAGAUGGUUCUAAAUGCGCCGCUAGAUAGAGAGAAAAACGACCAUCUGUCUUUGGUCCUGACGGCAGUGGAUGGAGGCGAACCGCAGAUGUCAGGAACAAUGCAGAUUCACAUUACAGUUUUAGACUUUAAUGAUAAUGCUCCUGUUUUUACACAAUCUGUUUAUAAAGCCUCUGUUCCGGAAAACGCACCUAUAGGUACAGCCGUAGUAACAGUUUCUGCAACCGAUGCGGAUUAUGAAUCUAACGGUAGAAUAAGUUAUUCGAUUUCAAAUAUGUUGGAUCAUGCCCGUGGAUUAUUUGGGAUUAAAAGGGAAACUGGUGAGGUUAUCUUGAAUGGAAAAUUUGAUUAUGAAAAGAAGAAGAAUUUUGAGAUUCAUAUUCGUGCAACUGACGGUGGGGGUCUCACGGGGUCUUGUAAAUUAAUAGUUGAUGUGUUAGACCUAAAUGACAACAGCCCUGAUAUUCACAUUAUGUCGAAAUCAAAUGUGAUAUCUGAAGACGCUAAGCCUAACACUGUUGUUACAAUGAUAAAUGUUGAAGACGCAGACUCAGCUGAAAAUGGAAAAGUGCACUGCGUCACUAACGAUGACAAUAAUUUUAUCUUAAAGUCCACAUCAGGAAAGUUUUAUACUUUAGUGACGGAUAGUGAAUUAGACAGAGAAAGGGCCGCUGAGUACAAUAUAACUGUGACUUGUUCUGAUGAAGGAGUACCCUCCCUCUCCAGCAGCGUAACUCUCACCUUACAGAUCUCUGAUGUAAAUGAUAACCCUCCUGUCUUUGAGAGGAGCUCAUAUGAGGCCUACAUUACAGAAAAUAACACUCCAGGUCUAUCCAUAUUCACAGUGAAAGCCACAGACUCUGACUGGAACCAGAAUGCCCGUGUUUCUUACAUACUGGAGGACUCCUCUGUUAACGGAGUGCCAGUCUCCUCAUAUGUGUCCGUUAGUGCUGAUAGUGGAGUCAUCCAUGCAGUGCGUUCUUUUGACUACGAGCAGAUCAAGGAUUUCCAGUUCAGGGUCAAAGCUCAGGAUGGAGGCUCCCCUCCACUCAGUAGUAAUGUGACUGUGAAAAUAAUGAUCCAGGACCAGAACGACAACGCCCCUCAGGUUCUGUACCCAGUCCAGACUGGUGGCUCUCUGGUGGCUGAAAUGGUGCCUCGUUCAGCAGAUGUGGGCUAUCUGGUCACUAAAGUGGUAGCUGUUGAUGUGGACUCUGGACAGAAUGCCUGGCUCUCCUAUAAACUGCAGAAAGCCACAGACAGGGCGCUGUUUGAGGUGGGCUUACAGAAUGGAGAAGUAAGAACUAUCCGCCAAGUCACUGAUAAAGAUGCAGUCAAACAAAGACUUAGUGUUAUAGUGGAGGACAACGGACAGCCCUCUCGUUCAGCUACAGUCAUUGUAAACGUGGCGGUGGCGGACAGCUUUCCUGAAGUGCUGUCUGAGUUCACUGACUUUACACACGACAAGGAGUACAAUGAGAACCUGACUUUUUACUUAGUGCUGGCUUUGGCUGUAGUUUCCUUCCUCUUCAUCACGUGUGUGGUGGUCAUUAUAUCAGUGAAAAUCUACAGAUGGAGACAGUCUCGAAUCCUGUAUCACUCCAAUCUGCCAGUGAUUCCAUAUUAUCCACCACGUUACUCCGACACUUUGGGGACAGGGACUCUCCCACACGUGUACAACUACGAAGUGUGCAGGACGACUGACUCCAGAAAGAGUGACUGUAAGUUUGGCAGAGCUGGUAGUCAGAACGUGCUGAUAAUGGACCCCAGUUCAACAGGGACGAUGCAGAGGAUACAGAGUGAAAAGAGCAUCCUGGACGAACCAGACUCUCCUCUAGAGGUUAGACCUUUAAGCUAUCUAUUGUCACACUAAGGUCGCAGUCAUGAUUCCAUUUCAGCACCUCGGA
Molecule: messenger RNA, 2822 nt
Organism: Sphaeramia orbicularis (orbiculate cardinalfish)
Lineage: Eukaryota; Metazoa; Chordata; Actinopteri; Kurtiformes; Apogonidae
Product: protocadherin beta-16-like
Exons: 1
Coding region: 356-2788 (810 amino acids)
Biological process (GO): homophilic cell-cell adhesion
Cellular component (GO): plasma membrane
Molecular function (GO): calcium ion binding
Source: RefSeq, a predicted model, not a curated record